Prosopis cineraria is the source of this 1371-nucleotide messenger RNA. Its product is annotated as insulin-degrading enzyme-like 1, peroxisomal. Gene Ontology annotation, molecular function: metalloendopeptidase activity; metal ion binding. Gene Ontology annotation, biological process: peptide catabolic process. NCBI's taxonomy places the organism in Eukaryota, Viridiplantae, Streptophyta, Magnoliopsida, Fabales, Fabaceae. The coding region runs from base 225 to 1250 and encodes 341 amino acids. The transcript is spliced from 11 exons. Gene Ontology annotation, cellular component: mitochondrion; cytosol. The record is from RefSeq and is a predicted model, not a curated record.
CUUUUUAAGCAUCAAAAAUCAAAAUACACUAAAAUAAAAUCUUUUUAAGCAUCAAAAAUAAAUUAUUUUUUUUCAAGCAUCAAUAAUAUGUGAAUCCAGAGUUGCUGAGUUUGGAAGAGAAGCGAAACGUUGCUGUCCCCUCGGCUGCCAGCACCUUUCUCACUUGGGAUUGAGAGGAAGCGACGGAAGAGGGAAGAGAGGGAAGAAACGACUACAAAUUGACGAUGGCGGUGGGGAAGGAAGAGGUAGAGAUUUUUAAAGCUCGCUCGGACAAGAGGGAUUACAGAAGGAUUGUUCUACGGAAUUCGCUUGAAGUGCUUCUCAUCAGCGAUUCCGAUGCCGAUAAGUGUGCUGCUUCCAUGGACGUUGGUGUCGGCUCCUUCAAUGAUCCAGACGGUCUUGAAGGCCUUGCCCAUUUCCUGGAGCACAUGCUUUUUUAUGCCAGUGAAAAAUACCCGGUAGAAGAUAGCUACUCCAAGUAUAUUACCGAGCAUGGAGGAAGCACCAAUGCUUUUACAUCCUCUGAGCGCACCAACUAUCACUUCGAUGUUAACACUGAUGCUUUUGAAGAGGCUUUAGACAGAUUUGCUCAGUUCUUCAUUAAACCAUUGAUGUCUGCUGAUGCUACGACAAGGGAAAUUAAAGCUGUUGACUCUGAAAACCAGAAGAACUUGUUAUCUGAUGCUUGGAGAAUGAACCAGCUUCAGAAGCAUCUCAGUUCUGAGGACCAUCCAUUUCAUAAAUUCAGUACAGGGAACUGGGACACUUUGGAAGUUCAACCAAAAAACAGAGGAUUGGACACAAGAAGUGAGCUUAUCAAGUUCUAUGAAGAAAACUAUUCAGCCAAUUUGAUGCGUCUAGUUGUAUAUACAAAUGAAAGCCUUGAUAAAAUUCAAAAUCUGGUGGAAGAGAAAUUCUCAGAUAUUCGAAAUAUUGACCGAAGUUAUUUCCGUCCUCCUGGUCAGCCAUGCAAAUCAGACCAUCUGCAGAUUCUUGUCAAAACUGUCCCAAUCAAACAAGGUCAUAAAUUGAGAAUUGUAUGGCCAGUAACCCCUGAGAUUCUUUACUACGCGGAAGGGCCAUGCAGGUAUCUUGGUCAUCUUAUCGGCCAUGAGGGAGAAGGAUCAUUAUAUUACAUCUUGAAAACUUUGGGAUGGGCAACAGGCUUGUCUGCAGGCGAGUCAGAUUGGAAUUUGGACUUUUCUUUCUUUAAAGUUGUAAUUGAUCUUACUGAUGCUGGUCAUGGUUAGAUUUUCUCACUCUUAUCUUUACCUCUCUUGCUGUACACAUCUUAUCUCUUUUGGUAUUGUCAUGUUCACUUGUAAGUAUUCAGAAUGUGAAGCUGUCAUUUUUUUUUUCAGAUUACUGAAC